Molecule: messenger RNA, 2619 nt
Organism: Kuraishia capsulata CBS 1993
Lineage: Eukaryota; Fungi; Ascomycota; Pichiomycetes; Pichiales; Pichiaceae
Exons: 1
Coding region: 1-2619 (872 amino acids)
Cellular component (GO): plasma membrane
Molecular function (GO): calcium-activated cation channel activity
Source: RefSeq, a predicted model, not a curated record
AUGACCGACUCCAAAAACACAUCUACCCAGGACGUGCUCACUUCCAUAGCUGCCAACGGCGCCCUCUUUGGCACGUUCAUUGCUAUCUUUAUCACGUUCAGACUCAAGUUCAGCAGGAUAUACCAGCCCAAAUCCGAUCCGUUGGUGAAUACCACGUUGCGACCGACCCCACUGCCGAGAGACCCGAUCACGUGGCUUUGGGUGCUGUUGAGGAAACCACCCAAGUUUGUGAUAGAGCAGGCCGGGCUGGAUGGCUACUUUUUUCUGCGGUUCCUGACUAUGGUGGGAUUUGUCAGUGCUGGUGGAAUGCUCAUGAUGAUUGUUUUGUUUCCGGUUAACGCUAUUCAUGGAAAACUGUCGCAUGGCCUGGAUCAGCUUUCCAUCUCCAAUGUCAAAGGUACUGACAAGUACUACGCCCAUGUGUUCAUGUCCUGGUUUUUCUACGGGUCUGUUCUGUUUGUGAUAUUCAGGGAGAUGUACUUUUACAACUCGUUAAGACAGGCUGCACUGGCCUCCCCUCAUUAUGCGAAAAAAUUGAGUUCCAGAACUGUCAUCUUCCAGACCGUGCCCGAGCAAUAUCUCGAUGAGAGGGAGUUUUUCAAGUUAUUUGACGGUGUUAAGACGGUCUGGAUUGCGCGAGGUCAGCGGAGAUUGGCUGGAAAGGUCAAGAGACGCCAGAUGCUCGCAAUGCAACUGGAAACCGCUUUAACCAAGCUGUUGCUGAGAGCCAUGAAAGCCAAGAUCAAAGCCGAGAAGAAGCAGGAACCAAUAGACCCCUCGAGCCAGAUGAUUGACUAUGUUCCCACAAAGAAAAGACCGACAUUCCGCCUGCUUCCCCUCUUUGGUCACAAGUACGACACGAUAGAGUACUGCAAGGAGGAGAUCCCAAAGAUCGAUAAGGAGAUCAAGGAAUUGCAGGCCAAGUUUAGAUCAGCCAGACCUAUGAACUCCGUAACUGUGGAAUUCACCAACCAAUACUAUGCCCAAGUUGCCUUCCAGACUUGUGGAAACCAUACUCCAUUGCACCUGGAAGCCAAGUAUAUUGGUGUUGAACCGGCAGAUAUCUUUUGGCCGAACAUGAGACUGUUCUGGUGGGAAAGGAUGGUGAGAUCUGUCUUAGCUGGGUCAGCCAUCAUUGUGCUGAUCUUGACAUGGUCGAUUCCAACCGCUUUUAUUGGUGUGAUCUCUAAUCUGACUUAUUUGACAAAUAAACUGCAUUUCUUGCGGUUUGUCUACAAUCUGCCCGAUGAUCUUCUUGGACUUAUUACUUCUCUUCUUCCCACGGUCUUACUUGCCCUCUUGAUGCUUCUCUUGCCAAUUUUCAUCAGGACUAUGGCAAAGAUAGCUGGAAGAGCCACCACCCAGUCCAUCGAAUACUAUACACAGAGCGCAUAUUUUGCAUUCCAACUGAUUCAGGUGUUUCUAGUGACCGCGUUGUCAUCAUCAGCAGCAGCUACAGUCACCCAAAUCGUGGACGAUCCGGGAAAUGCAAUGGAGUUGCUUGCCUCAAACCUUCCAAAAUCCUCAAACUUCUACAUAUCUUACCUGGUGCUCCAAGGUUUUUCCAUCGCAGGUGGUGCCCUAGUUCAGAUUGUUGGUUUCGUCAUGUUUUACAUCAUGGGCUUCCUGGCGGACAUAACGGCUAGACAGAAAUGGACCAGAUACACUGCGUUAGGUGGUUAUGCUUGGGGAACCAUGUAUCCUGUCUACGCAAACCUUUUUGCGAUCUCAUUGGCCUAUGCUGUCAUCUCCCCAAUGAUGAUGCUGUUUUCAUUCGCGGGUUUUGCCUUCCUCUACGUUGCCUAUCUCCAUAAUCUCACUUACGUCUCCGGCCAAUCCGCGGAUAAUAGAGGUGCUUACUAUCCAAGGGCUCUUCGCCAAAGCAUAGUUGGUUUGUAUCUUGGAGAGAUUUGUCUCACGGGUAUAUUUGCCGUUGGUAAGUCGUGGGGUUGUGUGGUUCUGGAGCUAAUCAUGUUGGGGUUCACGGUGUUCGUACACGUUCAAAUCGACAAGUCGUUCGACGGACAACUCAAUCUUUUGCCCACUGAUUGUAUGAGGCCAUUGGACGGUUUUAGCUCAACUGUAUCGUAUCAACCUCUGAAUCAACGUGCUCUUUUCGAGACAGACCGUGCAUUCGAAGAGUACUCUGUCAAGAUGGAAAAUGGGCUGGGUGUUCGUCUUCUGGCAGACGAUUACGAGGAAGAAACCCGGGACGUACAUGGAAAUGCUUUACAGAGGUAUCUGCAACCCUGGAAAUUCUAUUCUUUCAACCAAGUGAGGCACUAUCUUCCCGGUAGCUACUGGCAUAUUCCAGAAUCUGAUCCCGAUGCUGACGAGUAUGCGUAUGAUUAUCCGGACGUUUCUGCCAAAUCUCCAACCGUGUGGAUCCCCAGAGAUCCCAUGGGCCUGAGCAGGGUUGAAAUUGAGAAUUUAAAAGGCGUCAUUGAGGUGAGUGAUGAAAAUGCCAUAUUCGAUAAUCGUGGGAGAGUCGUCUGGCUGGCUGGACCUCCUGCUGGAAAUCAAACUUCAGAUAACACUCCUGCUGAGAAAAAUGUUUCAGACACCAUAGACUCUAAUCGAGAGACUGUCUUCAAAAUGGAGACUGAUACUAGUCUCUGA